AUGUCCACCGCUGCCAAUGUGCCCAAAGCUCUUCUGCAGCAAUUGAUCCAAACAUUUCCGCAUCGCUUCUCCUAUGCCUUUGCCUACGGCUCCGGAGUUUUCACUCAAAACAUCACCAAAACUGAUGACAACAAAAAAGACGCGGAUUUGCGGAAGAAUAUGAUUGACUUGAUUCUGGUGACCGACGACUCGCAGGACUUCCACCACAAGAACCUCAUUAGAAACAGAAGCCAUUACUCAGUGUUGGGCUCUUUGGGACCCAAAUGGUUGACAACAAUUCAGGAGAGUUUUGGUGCAAAAGUCUAUUUCAAUACUUUGAUCCAAAUGGACGACUAUCUCAUCAAAUAUGGUGUCAUUUCCACCAAACAUCUCAUCGCCGAUUGUCUCGAUUGGCAGACGCUGUACAUCAGCGGACGUCUACACAAACCGGUGGUUGUUCUUCAAGAGCCCACUUCCAGUGACUUAUCGACAGCUCUUGCGAUCAACAUCGAGAGUGCCAUUCAUUCGGCACUUAUUCUUCUGUCGGAAACCUUCACUGAAGAGCAGUUGUACACAACGAUCGCUGGUCUCUCAUAUUUGGGUGACUUUCGUAUGACUUUCGGCGAAGACAAGCAAAAGGUACAGAAGAUAGUUCGGCCACAGAUUCAUAACUUCCGACACUUAUAUCAACCACUCAUCACAUCCAAGACGUUGAGUCGAUUAGUCGACUGGAAUCCCCACUCGAAGGCCUAUCGCCAGGACUGUUCCCCUAAUAGCUUGUAUUACCACUUAAACCAUUUGCCCAAAACGGUUGAGCGCUAUGUCUCAGACGAGUGGAACCGUGAGAGUCGCCAUCCCUUCACUGAUAUGGACGAGCUGUUGAAGAAUCUGGCGAACAGUAUAGAGUGCAAGACAUACGUGAAACAAGCCAUUCACAGGAUUGUCCAGAACUCCAGUAUGUCUCAGAGCUUUAAGGGACUGUUCACUGCAGGCCUUCUUAAGUCCUUUCGGUAUAGCAAUCAGAAAAUUAGUAAAAUGUUUAGAAUAUUUGAAAACCCAUAA
Molecule: messenger RNA, 1041 nt
Organism: Oppiella nova
Lineage: Eukaryota; Metazoa; Arthropoda; Arachnida; Sarcoptiformes; Oppiidae
Source: the annotation of a GenBank genome assembly